AUGAACAGUGAGAAGAUAGAAAUUAAUUUAUCAUGUGUAGAUAUUGCCACAUUUAAGAAGCUUGAAAAGCUUAUUAAAGAAAAACUUCCUGGUGUUAUUUAUAAUAAUAUCGCAGAUUAUCAAACAAGUCCCAAUCAAUCAAAACUAUUACAAGAGAAUACUAUUAAAUCAAUGAUUGCAGCUUCCAAAAACCGUGCUCUAAGCUAUCAAAGAUCUCUGCAAAUGAAAAAAAUCAAUGAACAAAGAAAAAUACAAGAUGGAACUGCAGACGAAUUAGAACAAGAAGCAGAAAAGGCAGAUCUUGAAACUCUCAAUGACAAUGAAGAUGAUUCUGAUGAUCAAGAUGAAGAUGAAACAAAUGGUGAUGAAUCCUUGAGUUUAAGCGAAAUAUUAUUAGAUGAUUAUACCCCAUUAUUUAAGUACCCUCCGUUUGCAGAUAAAUUAACGUGUGUUAUCAGUUAG
Trichomonas vaginalis G3 is the source of this 462-nucleotide messenger RNA. RefSeq lists its product as uncharacterized. The record is from RefSeq and is a predicted model, not a curated record. NCBI's taxonomy places the organism in Eukaryota, Parabasalia, Trichomonadida, Trichomonadidae. The transcript has a single exon. Bases 1 to 462 code for a protein of 153 amino acids.